AAUGAUAUGUAGUUACCAACUUCUUUCUGCGUGUAUCCACCAACAUACUUCCUUGCUCUUGUUGUAUGCAUCGUUUAGGUUAGGAAACACAAGGCGAGUUGGACACCAGCAAAUACACGUAAGUUCUGUGAGAUAUGGUGCGCUCAAAUUGAUAAUGGCAACUGUGUCAAGGGAGUCAUGAGCAAGACUGGUUGGAAGGAGAUAAUCAGCUGGUAUUAUGCAGCAACUGGUUUCCUGCAUGACAAGGAGCAGUUCCAGAGUCGGUGGAGGCAGCUGAAGGGUCAAUGGGUCUUCUGUAACACGCUUCGUUAUGGCAGCGGAUUGGGCCGUCGUAAGGACGGAUCUGUUGAAACCCCGGACGAAUGGUGGAAAAGGAAUACGAUGGUAACAUCUCGCGUCCAGUGUUUCACUGGUUCUGAACUUCAUUUGCAAUUCCUACAACUCUGUUUCUGUUGUAGGGUAAACCUGAUUUGAAGAAAUUCAGGAAAGCAUUGCCAGCUUACCUGCCUGAAAUGGACAAGAUGUUUGCUGGCAUUGCAGUUGAUGGGUCCUCAUCCUUCGUGCCGGGACAACCUGAUCCUAUUGAAGUUCAAGAAUCCUCAGAUGAUGAGGCAAGUCAGGACCCAGAUGAUGCCCAAAGUGAUGACAUAGACGAACCAUUCUCCCCUGCCAGUGGACGCACAAAGAGGGCCAGCAACACGAGCACAACAGCAUCUAGUCCCAAGAAGCGGUGUAGGAGUCCGGCGGUUAGGUCCAUGGACAACAACAUGAGGUAGUUGGUCAACAUUGCACAGGGAAAACUGAACUUGAUGGACAAAAUCUGGGAAGAAAAGAGGGAUGCACUAAUGGAGGUCGAGACUGCAAGAGAGACCGCUAAGGACCGGAAGGUUGAAAAGGUUUAUCAGCUUGCAACGGAGGCGGGUGUGACCCCUACGUCGGAGCCAGUGUUGUUCACAGCCAUUAUGGACCUAAUCAAAUGUGAUAGAACCAUGACCCUUUUCAUUGCGACUAAUGCAGCUGGCAGGCUGCUCAUGCUUAAGAAGAUCGCCGGGGUCAACAACUAGACCACCUCUUAUUAUUUCGUCUAUGCAUUAUUAGUUAUUAACUACUCAUGGAUGUCCCGUGUGUGUGAACUGUGACAAGUAUGACUACUAGAACAGUAGUGAACAAUUCAUGUAAUCAUGUGCACCUUGUAUGGUGCUGCUGCACUGUGUGUGUGACCAAUGAUGUCUAAGACUGCUAUUUGAAUUUCAUAAUUGUUUGUGUGUCAUCAUGCUGAGCGAAGCUGCUGAAUUUUGCAUCCUUGUGCAUGGCUGUUGGUGUUGCCUCGUUCCAACUUUCUGUUGCACUACUGAUGCCCUUGUGUUUCUAUGGUUGCAGGAUGAUGGUGAAACAGCAAGCAGAGGUGUGAUAGAAGGGAGCGAGGUCUAUGGGGAUGAUGAGUUGGAAGACUUCUUGCUAGAGAUCAUGUGCGACGAUGACGAAGAUUGCAUCUUAGGUAUGUACCAAUAUGCCAUGCACAUAGACAAGCAUUUGAAUAGAGCUGAGUAUAGGCAACCUGUGGAGACUAGUUUGCAAUGGGUGCAAAGGAAGUUGAGGGACAACAGGUCUUGUUACAACAUGUUUAGAAUUAGCCCUUCCAUGUUCCACCACCUGCAUGAUACACUGGUUCAGUCUUAUGGCCUCAAGUCCAAUAGCAAGAGCACCUCCAUUGAAGCGCUGGGCAUGUUUCUGUGGAUGGUUGGGGCCCCACAAUCUGUAAGGCAAGCGGAUGAUAGAUUUGAGAGGUCUAUGGGGACUGUCAGCAGAUUGUUCGACAAGGUCUUGAAGUGUGUGGUGAAGCUUGCUGCAGACAUCAUUAAGCCUGUAGAUGCAGCCUUCACAACCUUGCAUCCAAGGUUGAGGCAGCGUAGGUUCUUUCCAUAUUUCCAGGAUUGCAUUGGGGCCAUAGAUGGGACUCAUGUGCCUUGUGUGGUCCCUAGUAAUAAGUUUGUGCAGCACUUGUGCCGGAAGGGAAUGACCACACAGAAUGUAUUGGCUGUCUGUGACUUCGACAUGAGGUUUACUUUUGUCCUUGCUGGAUGGCCGGGGUCUGUACACGACAUGAGGGUGUUCAAUGAUGCAAUGACAACGUACACCCAUGUUUUUCCACACCCACCCACAGGGAAAUAUUACCUUGUGGACUCCGGCUAUGCAAACCGUGAAGGAUAUCUUGCGCCGUACAAGGGGACAAAGUAUCACUUGCAGGAAUACAGGAACGCUGCUACACCACAAGGUAUGGAAGAGACCUUUAACUAUGCUCAUUCGUCUCUUAGAAAUGUCAUCGAACGGAUAAGUGGAAAAAAGGAUAAGCACUUUGGCCGUUGUGACCGCGAUGAGAACUAUGUGCCAACAGUUCGUACAGACAAUCAACCAGAAACUGAAAAAGUGGAGGAUGCAACAGAUGUGAUGAAUGCUUUUCGAGACUCUAUUGCGCUUGCGUUGGUGAACACGAUGUGA
This is a messenger RNA of Panicum virgatum (switchgrass), 2499 nucleotides long. RefSeq lists its product as uncharacterized. The record is from RefSeq and is a predicted model, not a curated record. The coding region runs from base 1273 to 2499 and encodes 408 amino acids. The transcript has 3 exons. Lineage: Eukaryota; Viridiplantae; Streptophyta; Magnoliopsida; Poales; Poaceae.